Megachile rotundata (alfalfa leafcutting bee) is the source of this 4104-nucleotide messenger RNA. RefSeq names its product ribonuclease 3 drosha (gene drosha). The record is from RefSeq and is a predicted model, not a curated record. Lineage: Eukaryota; Metazoa; Arthropoda; Insecta; Hymenoptera; Megachilidae. Gene Ontology annotation, cellular component: nucleus; microprocessor complex. Gene Ontology annotation, biological process: pre-miRNA processing; primary miRNA processing; rRNA processing. Gene Ontology annotation, molecular function: ribonuclease III activity; RNA binding.
GAAUGUACAGUAGUGUUCUCUCAGAAUCUGAAUUUUUAAUAUCAAAAUUAUAAGAACUUUUAUGAGUUUGUAUUGCAAACUUACUGAUCAAAUUAUGAUCACUGAUUGCAAUAAAUAAUUGUAUAUAUUUCAUAAAUAUUUCGUAAAUAUGGCAAAUCCUCCAAACAUAGGCCAAUCUUACUUUUGGAGUUCAGGAGUUCCACAGCCACAAAAUAUGGGAUAUUAUUCUGUGCCACCUCCAAAUUUUCCACCACCAGAUUUUAGACAACCACCACCAUCUUAUAAUAUGCCAGUUUCUAAUUUACCUGAAAACAAAACUGGUAAUUUUAUUCAAUCGUAUCGUUCUAUGACACCUUGUUAUCAAAAUGAGGUUCCAAAUUCUUAUCAUGAUGUGUCUUAUCAAAGUCAAACAGAAAUGCAAUGUAAUAAUCAAAAUUAUGGAGUUUCUAAUUAUUGUCAGUCACUGACAAUGAAUUUUAAUUCAAAUUGGGAUGAUAGGAACACAUAUCAUAACAGUGGGAAUACAGAAUGGGCUUCUAGUAGUUAUUCAUCUGACUGGGAUAAAUCGCAGAAUAAUGAAACUUCUUGGUACGAAUCAAAUAAAAUGCAAGAAGAUGAUAGAAAACCUUCAUAUAGAAAGUAUAAUGAAUCUCCAAGGGAUAGAAGAUUGGAAUUAAGAUAUAAGGAUAAAGAAUCUUUUACUAGUCAUUCUACUAGAAAGCGUUCUAAGAGUCCUGAUAAUAGAUCAAGAUCAAGUAGAUCUCCUUACAGAUCACGGUAUGAUUCUCAAAGAGAUAAAUAUCCAAAAUAUCUUAAAAGUAGAUCAAGUUCUAAAGAUCAUUCAUAUAAUGGAGAAGACUCUGAGAGAAGAUCAUCUAGUAGAAGAAAUAAUUCAUAUACUUCACGUUCUCAGAGAUCACAUACAAGUUACAGAAGCAGAAAAAGAUCAAGGUCUCAAGAAUCUUAUUCAUCUAGAACUAAUAGCCCUAACAAUAAUCUUCCUGCCAAAAGAGACCCAACUGAAAGAGAAUUACUUUUAGAAAAAUACAGGCAGGAUUAUUGUGCAACAAGCAAAGAUAUGGAACGAAAAAUGGAUGAAUUAUCUGCAAUGGGACCUGAAGGCAUUAUGGAAAAUGCAAGAAAAGUUUGGACACGUACUGCACCAGCAGACUUGUAUUAUGUUAGGGAUGAAAAUAAUUUAAAAUUAAUGAGAGGUACAUCCAAAUUGUAUGAAUUAUGUGAAUCAUUCAAGAAAGUAUUACUAGACAGAGCUACAGGUGCAAGAGCUUUGCAGCCUCCUUAUGAACCACCUCCAAGAAAAACCAGAGCUCGUUUAUGUAGACAUAAAUCUGAAGCUUGUAGCAGCUCUUCUUCUGAUAGUGAUAGUUCAAUGGAUGAGGAUGAUAGAACAAUGGAAGAAUUAAUGGCAAAGAAACAACAUCCUCAAAGGUUACACCCUGAAAUGUGGUUUAAUGAUCCUGGUGAAAUGAAUGAUGGACCAUUGUGUAGGUGUAGUGCAAAAUCAAGAAGAUCUGGAAUUAGGCAUGGAAUUUAUGCCGGUGAAGGUGCAAUAAAUAAAUGUGAUUUAAAUUCAAAUAAUGCUGAUAAAUUAUAUCACUAUCGAAUAACAAUUAGUCCACCAACAAAUUUUCUCACCAAAACACCAACAAUUAUUAAACAUGAUGAACACGAAUUUAUAUUUGAAGGGUUUUCUAUGCUUUCGCAUUUUCCUCUUGUAAAGUUGCCAACAUGUAAAGUGAUAAGAUUUAAUAUAGAAUAUACGAUUCUUUAUAUAGACGAAAAACUGCCAGAAAAUUUCACUAUACGAGAAUUGGAUUAUUUUCAAACUUACUUAUUCAAAGAAGUAUUGGAAUUGGUAGAUUUCGAUCUACAAGCAGCACAAGACAAAUCUGGCUGUGGACAGUUUCACUUUAUGCCAAGAUUUGUGCGCGACUUAGCUGAUAAUGGACAAGAAAUUUUGUCCAUGAAUGAAGUAUUGAAUUAUUUAAUAAAAAGUAGCAAACUAUUAAUAGAUCCAGAUGAUUUACCUAGAUUAGUGGAAAUGCCACAAUAUAAGUGGCAAAAUUUUGCCGACGAGGUGAAAGGUAUGAUAGUCACGUAUCCUGGUAAAAAACCGUGCAGUGUUCGUGUGGACCAAUUAGAUAGAAAUCAAGCUGAUCAGCCACCUGGUAUAGUGGCAUACCCCGAAAUCGUACAUUUUGGAAUUAGGCCACCACAACUUAGCUAUGCCGGAAAUGCUGAUUACCAAAAAGCAUGGAGAGAUUAUGUAAAAUUUCGGCACUUAUUAGCUAAUAUGCCAAAACCCUCAUUUGAAGAUAAAAGAAAGUUAGAGGCGAAAGAGAAUAAGCUUCAAGAAUUAAGAACUCAAAGCAAAAUGAAACGCGACGUUACUGUAGACGUUAGUUCUGAAGGAUUUUAUAGAACUGGAAUUAUGUGCGAUAUAGUGCAGCACGCUAUGUUAAUACCAGUACUUGUUUGUCACUUGAGGUUUCAUAAAUCGUUGGACAACUUAGAACGUACACUGGGUUAUGAGUUUAAGAACAGAUACCUUCUACAAUUAGCAUUAACUCAUCCCAGCUAUCGUGAAAAUUUUGGUACAAAUCCCGAUCAUGCACGAAAUUCUUUGACUAAUUGUGGCAUAAGACAACCCGAAUACGGUGAUCGCCGAAUUCAUUAUAUGAAUACUCGGAAACGUGGUAUCAAUACAUUAAUCAAUAUAAUGUCAAGAUUUGGUGCGAGAACGGAAACUGAAUCUUCGAUAGCACAUAAUGAAAGAUUGGAAUUCUUGGGAGAUGCGGUAGUUGAAUUUCUUACAUCGAUUCAUUUGUUUCAUAUGUUUCCUGAUCUAGAAGAAGGUGGUCUAGCUACUUACAGAGCAGCUAUUGUUCAGAACCAACACCUCGCCGUGUUAGCGAAAAAAUUGAAUUUAGAAGAAUACAUGCUUUAUGCACAUGGCAGUGAUCUUUGCCAUGACUUGGAGUUAAGACAUGCAAUGGCAAAUUGUUUCGAAGCGUUAAUGGGCUCGUUAUUUCUUGAUGGGGGUAUAGAAGUUGCUGACAGGGUGUUUGGAGAAACACUUUUUAAAGACGAGGACGAUCUUGCAAAAGUAUGGGUAAAUUAUCCAAAACAUCCUUUGCAAGAACAAGAACCAACAGGUGAUAGACAGUGGAUACCAAGUUUUGAACUGUUGCAGAAAUUAACGAAAUUUGAGGAAUCUAUUGGUAUAGAAUUUACUCAUAUUCGUCUGUUAGCUAGAGCAUUUACCGAUCGCAGUAUAGGAUAUACGAAUUUGACGUUGGGUUCUAAUCAACGUUUAGAAUUUUUAGGGGAUACCGUGCUACAGCUCAUAGUCUCUGAAUACUUGUAUAAAUAUUUUCCAGAACAUCAUGAAGGACAUUUAUCUCUUUUACGAAGUUCUCUUGUAAACAAUAAGACCCAAGCUGUUGUGUGCGAUGACUUAGGGAUGACUCAGUAUGCAUUGUACGGUAAUCCAAAGGCUGAGUUGAAAACAAAGGACAGAGCAGAUUUGUUGGAAGCAUUUCUAGGAGCUCUUUAUGUUGAUAAAGGUUUAGAGUAUUGUCAUGUGUUUUGUGACGUAUGUUUCUUUCCGCGUUUACAAGAUUUUAUUAUGAAUCAAGACUGGAAUGAUCCAAAAAGUAAAUUACAACAAUGUUGUUUAACAUUAAGAACGAUGGAUGGCGGAGAACCAGACAUUCCUGUUUAUAAAGUGAUUGAGUGUAAAGGACCAACAAAUACGAGAGUAUAUACUGUUGCUGUAUACUUUCAAGGAAAACGAUUAGCAAAAGCAUCAGGUCACAGUAUACAAGAAGCUGAAAUGAAUUCAGCCAAAGAAGCUUUAGAAAAAUCUCAAGACUUGUUUCCACAAUUGGAUCAUCAGAAACGAGUAAUAGCGAAAAGCAUGAAAAUGCAACAAUGGCCAAAUAAACAUAAAGCAAGAGGAAGGUCUAUGAAACCUAGCGAUAAACACGAUGAUUCUGAUUCCGGUCCACGUCCUAAAAGGAGUCGAAGUGAAACAUAAUAAAUUAUAAGAACAAAAAAUUUCAACCAAAAUUUGAUAUAAAU